Molecule: messenger RNA, 936 nt
Organism: Helianthus annuus (common sunflower)
Lineage: Eukaryota; Viridiplantae; Streptophyta; Magnoliopsida; Asterales; Asteraceae
Exons: 2
Coding region: 1-936 (311 amino acids)
Molecular function (GO): zinc ion binding; nucleic acid binding
Source: RefSeq, a predicted model, not a curated record
AUGAAAUGGUUGGAUGAGAUGGAGACAGUAGUUGAUAUCAGUGGGUGUGCCAAGGAGGACAUUGUAAAGUUUGUGUCACAGUCCUUCAAAGGCGACGCCCUGGCAUGGUGGAAAGCCUUAGUGCAAUCCACAGGGAAGAUUCCCCUAUAUAACCUUUCUUGGGCUGAAUUUGUUGAGCUUAUAAAAGACACUUACUGCCCACAACAUGAAGUGGAAAAGGUAGAGACUGAUUUCCUCACAUUGGUCAUGAAAGAUCUAGAUUGUAGAUCUUAUGUUACUAGUUUUAACUCGAUGUCUCGACUCGUCCCGUAUUUGGUCACUCCAGAGCCAAAACGCAUUGCGCGUUUUAUUGGUGGUUUAGCCCCUGAAAUCAAGGGGAAUGUUAAGGCUUCUAAGCCUACUUCUUAUAGAUCAGUUGUGGAUCUUUCACUGUCUCUAACCCUUGAUGCAAUAAGAAGUAAGUCAAGGAGGAUCACUGAGGACGGGAAGAGAAAGCGAGAAGAUGAUCAAUCCCAUCCGUCGAAUAAAAAGAAGAAGGGUAGUUCUAGGUUUAAGAAAAGUCAGUUUAGUGACAAACCCAGGUGCAAGGUUUGUGAUAAGAGGCACUUUGGGAAGUGCAAUCAGGAUCCACAAGCUAAGCCUUGUGGAAUUUACAAAAAGAAAGGGCACAAAACUCUGGAGUGCCGAAACUUGAAGGAUGCAAGCUGCUAUGGUUGUAAUGAAAAAGGGCACAUUAAGACUAAUUGCCCUAGGAAUACCAAGAAACCUGAUGAGGCAAAGAAAACCAAUGCUAGGGUCUUUCAGAUGAACACCAGGGAGGCGGUGAAUGAUGACAAGGUUAUAACAGAUCUAAAUCUUCCGUUAUCAUCCAAAUUCCAUCCUCAAGCAUCCAACAACUCGUCACAGAAUAACAAGUGGAAGCUUGCAAAACUGUGA